Molecule: messenger RNA, 4596 nt
Organism: Argiope bruennichi
Lineage: Eukaryota; Metazoa; Arthropoda; Arachnida; Araneae; Araneidae
Product: AP2-associated protein kinase 1-like
Exons: 16
Coding region: 342-4241 (1299 amino acids)
Biological process (GO): protein phosphorylation
Molecular function (GO): protein kinase activity; ATP binding
Source: RefSeq, a predicted model, not a curated record
CAACACCAAACGUAAGUAAUGGGCUUCUUCCUGAGAUUGAACUGAAAGAUCUGAUUUUGCUUUUGCGGGGGCUGUUAUGCUGGACGUACGCAAAUGAAAGAAACUGUGAACGUUAAAUAUAUAAUAAUGAAAAUUAUGUUUUAUAUUUCUUCAUGAUUGUAUGCCAAUUCUGUUACUACGCUAUCAAAUUAUUUGUUUAGUUAAUUAUGCCUUGGUUGUUUUCGACCCAAAACAUCUGUAAUAAUUUGUUUAUCGAAAGGAAACUAUUCUGGUCAACUUUUGUGAUCGUAACGUUAUGUAAUUAAAGUAAAAGUUUUAGUUUGAGCAUUUGACUCAUCAACAUGAAGAAAUUGUUUUCGAGAUUUGAUGCCCGUGGGGACCAGUCAAGCAAGGAACCCAACACCUUUAUUGGGAAAGUGUUUACAGUUGGGAGAUUUUGUGUAACAGUUGAAGAUAUCAUAGCUGAAGGUGGCUUUGCAAUUGUGUUCCUUGUGAAAGCUACUAAUAAUGUGAGGUAUGCUUUGAAAAGAAUGUUCGUGAAUAAUGAUCAUGACCUCAAUGUUUGCAAGAGAGAAAUAACUAUUGCUAGUAGUUUAAAAGGUCAUAAGAACAUCAUAGGGUUUCUAGAUUCCAGUAUUAAUCCUGCAGGCGGUGGUGUUUAUGAAGUUCUUAUGCUUAUGCAUUACUAUAGAGGUCAUGUGUUGCAACUUAUGAAUGAGAGAUUACAGUCUGGAUUUUCUGAAGCAGAAGUUCUCCAAAUAUUCUGUGAUGUGUGUGAAGCUGUGUCACGUCUACAUCACUGUCAAACGCCUAUCAUUCAUAGAGAUCUUAAAGUUGAAAAUAUACUUCUUAGUGAUAGUGGCAAUUAUGUUUUAUGUGAUUUUGGAAGUGCUACUGCUAAAGUUAUAAAUCCACAGACAUAUGGUGUAACUCAAGCAGAAGAAGAAAUCAAAAAGUAUACAACUCUGUCAUAUAGAGCACCAGAAAUGAUAGAUUUAUAUUGUGGUAAACCUAUCACAACAAAAGUAGAUAUAUGGGCUCUUGGAUGUCUGUUGUAUAAGCUGUGCUUUUUUACUUUGCCUUUUGGAGAAAGUGCUUUAGCAAUUCAGGGUGGCAGUUUUAGCAUUCCAGAUAAUUCCCGUUAUUCUAAACAUAUUCAUUCCUUAAUCAGGUAUAUGUUAGAAAUAGAACCUGAUAAAAGACCAGAUAUAUUUCAAGUUUCCUAUGUAGCUUUCAAAUUAGCUGGUAAAGAAUGUCCUGUACCAAAUUUAAAAAAUUCACCCAUUCCAGAAAUAGAUAAAUUACCAUCUCCUCAAACUGAAACUGAGGCAAAAAAAGCAAUUGCCAAACAACAAAGGCCAGCAUCUACUCCCGUGGUGGAAGGCACCUCAGUUGCUCCCCGCCAGAGACCAAAGGGUUCACAAGCUCCUCCCCCUGGUGUAGGUAGUCUGACUCUCCUACCCCAAGCCACUCCUAAUUCUACAAAAAGAAUAACUCCUACUACACCUCAUGAUUUGGCUAACUCUCCAGCAUUACUUCUACCCCCUUCUGCUUGUCAAUCUAACAUAUCUACUCCAGUAACUCCUCUCGGCUCAUCGUCCCAAACCUUUCUCCCUCUCAACCAAUGCCUCACUCCGACAACCCCCCAAACCACUGUGUCUGCUCCGUCUCUCAUCAGCCCCUUUACCCAAAAAACUUUCCUUGUGCCUUCACCGUCUUCUGUCUCUACUGCAGCAGCGGUGCUAUCGUCCCCGGAAUCCUCACAACUAGUCACUCAACGUAAAUCCUCCACUACAGAUGUAGAAGCAACUGUAGCUGUAGCACCCCCUCCCCAGUCAGCGGCCGAGGAGCCACGGAGUUACCUGGCAGCUGCAUCCAUUCCGGAGAUUUCACCCCAUAAUUUGGUGUCUGUGACUCCGCCUCCUUCUCCUACACCCAGUCAACAUAGCCACCACAGGAGAAAUGCUAGUGAUACUUCUGCUUUUGAUAAAAAUGUUGCUAAAGAGAUAACUCAGUUUUUGACUCCUUAUGAGACUUCUCAAAAUCAUGCAGUAAUGGCUAAUGAAGCACCAUCUACUGCAGCCUCUCAACAAAAGCAUUUAAGUGAUUUGUCCCAGUGGAAUCCUUUUAUCAACCCAAAUACUGCGCCAGAUCUGGCUGAAGAUCAAGCAUUUGGCCAAGAGUUUGAUAAAAUUCGUCGAGGGUCCCAAAGUAGUAUUUCUAAUGUAAAAAGUCGAGAAAGUCUAGUCAUGAGUGCAUCAGAUUUAACUGAACCUGAUCCAUUUGGUGCUGCUCCAUUCAACUUAAGUGGCCCUCCUAAGGCAAAUAAAGGAGCUUGUCCACUUCGACCCAAUCAACUGCCUUUAGCAUCUUCUGGUAUGCCUGAUCAUGAUAUAACCAGCUAUGCACCUUUAUAUUCAGAGGAUACUAACAUAGAGCUGCAAGUGAGGCAUAGACAUAGUAGUGAGAAUUCCAGCGCUUCCCAUGAAGGCAGCCAAAGUGUACACAGCAGUCGAUCAGGGAAGGACCUGUUUUCAGCUACGUUCACCAGAACACCUGCUGAAGACCGAUCGAAAUAUGAGAAGCUUUUGAAUGACGACUUUGAAAUGAAAUCUGCUUUAGAGAUGGCUGAUGUAAAUAACUCUGCAGAGAAAGUUCCUUAUGGUAAUCCUUCGGGUGUAAAUAGUACUUUAGAAUGUCCUGUUGUGCAGGAAGAUAGUGAUUCAAUUGGUUCUGCCAGUGACUUGCGAGAAAGGGUGGAUUCCAGUGGUGAAGAUGCGUCAUCAUCGUCGUCGACUGCUGCUUCGGAUGAUGAGAAAACAGAAGAUACCAAAAAGAGUGUUCCAAUUGAUCCGAGCUCAAGCACUGCUGAGUUUAGUACUGAAAAAGCUAAAAAAUCUCCAGCAAUCUUAGAAAGCAUUCCUGAUGUCUUUCUUGGGCAUACUGAAGGUGGUAGGCCACUUUUGGAUGAAGAGUCAUCUGAAGAUGAUCAGCAUGAAGCUCUUCUGACAGGAAGUAGAAAAGGUAGCAAUUCCUCCUCUCAGGUUGUUUCACCCAUGACAGCAAUCACUCCUCCUGCCUCACCUGCAGAAAAAACCCGAAGUCUUGACGUUUUUGGUGCUGCUUCUUUUAAACGUCUGGCUGGAUAUUCUAAUCUUUCCAAAGCCCCCUUACUGUCUGAAGAAAAUAAGGAUGUUGAUGUGUUUGCUCAGGCACCGUUCAAGAAUCCUUUCAGGGGCUCCAAAGAAAGCUUUAAAAAUUCCUUGAAGAAAAAGAAGGACAAGGACGCUCUGAUUGAAGGAUCAACUGGUGGCAUGCUUCGUAGCUCAGAGAGUUUUGGAAGCUCCCAGGCAGUUUUUCUUCCUGAUAUUGUACCAAGUGCCGAAGCAAUCACUGCUCGCAAAAGCUUACCAAGUGUUAAGUACACACCAAGUGAUAGAAGUUCACCUACAGUUGCAACAUCCACAUCUCCUGUCAGUUCUACUGAUCUAUUUGGGUCUGCACCUUUCUCUGAAAUAUCAGAUUUAAGCUUCCAGCCUAAUCUUGUGCCUCCAGCACCCAUAGUGUCACAGUCAGUAACACCUCAAGUCAGUAAUAUUGUUAUAACAUAUCAAAAACAAGUUGCAGCGCCAACAGUUUCAGCACCUGCAGCUCCAGCUCCUAUUCCUCCUCCAUCCUCAAGCAGCAGCAUAAUUCGUCGCAAGUCCAAUCAGGACCUUUUUGGCGCAGUUCCUUUUAACACAGUGGCACCUGCUUUAGCAAAUCCGAAAAGGCUUCCACCUGUCGCACCCAAGCCGAAGAUUGCUGCCAGAGUAGCAACUCAGAAGCCUCCUGUAGAAGCAGUCGCAAGUGCUUCAUCCAUGCCUAAACCAGUGAUUGACAAUGGUAAUAUUUCUAGAGAUUCCUCUGGUUCUUUUAGCUCCGAAUCAUGCGAAGAAGCCAAACUAACUUCUUCUGUAGACAAAUCAAAAUACAAAGAGUUGAUGGAUGAUGAAUUGCAUGAUGAAAAUGUCAAUGUGCUUUCCUCUCGCCACUACACGCAGCUAAAACCAGUGAAAAAGUCAAAACACACCAAAAAGAAAGAAGCCAAGGAGAAAGUCAGCAGUACCAAUGCUUUCUCAAAUAUGAGUUUUGAAGAUAUUGUAAGUGAUGAUGAAUCACAAUACACGCAGUCCUUUCUGCGUGACAAGACUAGCAUAAAGCGAACAUCCAAUUCCUUCAGAAUAGCUAAAAUCAAUUAAUUAUUAUUCAUAUGUUAUUAAAUUGUUAUUUGUGAAAGAAUUUUUGCAUUUUGUAGAGUAUGUAAUUCUAAAAAUAAAUUUAUUACUUUUGAUUUAUAGCUUAUAUAAAAAAAAAUGUGUAAAAGUAUUAUAUAUUACUACAAACUCUCUCGUGUUUUUUUUUUUUUUUUUUUUUUUUUUUUUUUUUUUUUUUAACCUUGUUACCAGUCAUAGGCCUACAUAUUAUGUAGACAAAACAUAUAGGCCUAGAUGUCAAAAAAUGUGAUUGUCUUGUAUAUAUUAUAUAUAUAAAUAUGAUAUAGGGGCUGUAGAUGGACGUCACAAGACUCGAAAGAAAUAAAGAAAUAUUCUUGCA